AUGGCCAAUAUACUGGCACUCCCUGUGGACCAUGUACCCAUUCUAGCGACCUCGUCUUUGUUCACGAGUCUGCGCCAACGGAGGCCUCCCAGUGAAGAUGAUUGGCAGCAUAACGAGUUUUCUUUUGAGCCGUUUGUAAAACGCGAGCUAAACAUUAAUGUCGAUACCGCAGAUAAAAUGUGCCCGCGUUUUGCACAAGGGUCGUGCGAUCGCGGGAGUGCGUGUCCGCUGCGGCAUGCCGUGACGAAACCUGCUCCGCCACACAAUACCACUCGCGACCAGUCGCGCAGGACCGUGUGCAAGCAUUGGCUGCGUAGUUUGUGCAAAAAAGGCGACCAGUGCGACUACUUGCACGAAUAUGACUUGCGCAAAAUGCCCGAGUGCCGCUUUUACGCAACGUUUGGGUUUUGCAACUCUGCAGACGAAUGCCUCUAUGUACAUAUUGACCCGGGCGUAAAGCGGCGCGAAUGCGAGCGCUACGAGCGCGGAUUUUGCGAGCUGGGUCCUCGUUGCCCCAAAAAGCAUGUGCGCCAGGUCGCAUGCCCCUACUAUAUUGCGGGAUUUUGUCCAAACGGUCCAGACUGCAACAUGGGACACAUCAAAGCACGUAUACCGACGCCUGAAUCGCGUGCCGCCACGCCGCUGCUCACGCACCGUCCCUUGUCCAUUGCCGAGGCGUUUGGCGGCGGCCCUGGCAUUCAGGAACUGCCCACCGAUUCACGCACUGGGCGCGCUAUUGUGUCUGCCGAGGCGUGGGCCGCCGCGGAAGAAGCGCGAAAAAUGCCCGCUGCGGGCGCAAAAGAAGUGGGGGCGAGUCGAAGAGAACUAAGCGAGGUUUUGUGCUACAAGUGCGGGGAGUACGGCCAUUUUGCAAACGUGUGCAUCCAUUCGAACCGACCAGGCAAUCGCAGCGGCAUGCGCCGUUAA
Malassezia vespertilionis is the source of this 927-nucleotide messenger RNA. RefSeq names its product RNA-binding component of cleavage and polyadenylation factor (gene YTH1). NCBI's taxonomy places the organism in Eukaryota, Fungi, Basidiomycota, Malasseziomycetes, Malasseziales, Malasseziaceae. Gene Ontology annotation, molecular function: zinc ion binding; RNA binding. The transcript has 3 exons. Bases 1 to 927 code for a protein of 308 amino acids. The record is from RefSeq and is a predicted model, not a curated record.